Messenger RNA from Psilocybe cubensis, 693 nucleotides. RefSeq lists its product as uncharacterized. The transcript has 5 exons. NCBI's taxonomy places the organism in Eukaryota, Fungi, Basidiomycota, Agaricomycetes, Agaricales, Agrocybaceae. The record is from RefSeq and is a predicted model, not a curated record. Bases 1 to 693 code for a protein of 230 amino acids.
AUGCUCAUGCCGAUCAUUCUGAUCGAUACAGGUUCACACUAUUAUCAGUUGGAGACAUGGGCAGUCCUCGGAUUUGCCUUCGCUCAAAUUAUCUUUCAGAUUCGCAUUUUCGCACUGUACGGAAUGAAAAAAGCACUAUGUAUUGCCGUUUUCUCCGUUUUCUUGUGUUCUAUGGGUCUUACGGCGUGGAUCGUUAUUACAAGCACCAAAGGCCUCACAGCUAUUAUUUUGCAGCCCCCAGGGGUCAAUAUGAUGAUGUGCUUACCAACCAUUGCGCCUAGUCUUGUCAAAGCUGUCUGGAUACCCACAAUAUGCUUUGAGACCCUCCUCUGUGCACUUGCGCUUUUGCGAGGCUACCAAACGUCAGAUCCUGGAUCCCACAUGAACGGCAAUUUUCUUAUGACUAUCCUCAUCCGUGACUCUGCCAUAUACUAUCUUCUAAUGGCGUCUGCGCAUGUAGCGUCGUUGAUUAUCUCCAUUGUAUCAUGGGAAGGAUACCUAUCCGCCACUGUCAGUUUCUCCCUUGCGAUGUCUUGUGUGCUAUCUUCCCGUGUUGUCCUCAAUAUUCGAGAAAUUACGAAGAUCGAAAGCUUGCACAGUUCAUCCAGUGGUGUGGGUAAUUUAUGGUUUAAUCGCACCAACUCAACAGGCCAAAUAUCUUGGCAUGUAAAUACCAGGGAGACAACGGCAUAG